Messenger RNA from Zophobas morio, 2405 nucleotides. Its product is annotated as protein Wnt-5b-like. The coding region runs from base 83 to 1207 and encodes 374 amino acids. The record is from RefSeq and is a predicted model, not a curated record. The transcript has 7 exons. Gene Ontology annotation, cellular component: extracellular region. Lineage: Eukaryota; Metazoa; Arthropoda; Insecta; Coleoptera; Tenebrionidae. Gene Ontology annotation, molecular function: frizzled binding; cytokine activity. Gene Ontology annotation, biological process: cell fate commitment; canonical Wnt signaling pathway; multicellular organism development.
GUGCGGUGACACUGAUUGUUACAAAUGAUUCCGAUUAAACGUAAUUAUCCAAGACCUGUAAUCGAAUAAUUGUAGAAGAAAAAUGCGUGUCUCCGAGCUAUUUGGAAGAGAAUCUAAUGCAGUGAUGCAGUUUUUCUGCUGUGUCGUGCUGAGCAUCUUCUCCAUAAAUUCAACAGGAGCAGCACGGAGGUCGCCAAUAAACGGAACAUGGAUACGAAUGGGUUUAAUGAUGGAUGAGAAAAUGCAAGCAGACCAAGGUCCACCAACAUGCCACACGCUUCCGGGCUUGAGUCCAGGCCAGGUCAGACUCUGUCAAUUAUACAUGGACCAUAUGAACGCAGUUGCCAUUGGUGCCCGUCAGGCUCUUCUGGAAUGCAAACAUCAGUUUCAGAAUCGCAGAUGGAAUUGCUCUUUGUUGAACGACGUCAACGUAUUUGGUCCUGUUAUAACUAUUGCUAGCCGUGAAUCAGCAUUUGCUCAUGCUUUAGCGGCAGCUGGUGUGUCUUACGCUGUGUCAAGAGCUUGCAGAGAUGGGCAGUUAUCUUCAUGUGGCUGUUCUAGAAUGGGAAGGCCAAAAGACCUUCGCAAGGAUUGGAUAUGGGGUGGCUGUGGUGAUAAUUUGGAAUAUGGAUACAAAUUUACACAAAACUUCGUUGAUGUUAGAGAAAAGGAACGAAAAUUUAAGAGAGGAUCCAAAGAACAAGGUCGCAACCUCAUGAACUUGCACAACAAUGAAGCCGGCAGAAGAGCUGUCAUAAAGAGAUCGAAAAUCACGUGCAAGUGUCAUGGCGUAUCUGGCUCCUGUUCACUGAUAACUUGUUGGCAGCAGUUGGCUACUUUCAGAGAAAUUGGAGACCAUCUCCGGGACAAAUAUGACGGAGCGACGGAGGUCCGCAUUAAUCGACGCGGUCGACUUCAGCUGCGAGAUACUCGCUUCCGUGUACCUACUGCCUACGACCUCGUCUACAUGGAGGACUCUCCCAACUACUGCGUACGAGAUGAUCGAUUAGGCUCCUUGGGAACGCAGGGCCGAAUCUGCAACCGAACCUCGCAAGACUUGGAUGGAUGCAACCUUCUCUGUUGUGGUCGAGGCUACAAUACCCUCAAGUCCGUAAUAAAAGAACGAUGUGACUGCAAGUUCAAGUGGUGUUGUGAGGUUGAAUGUAAGACGUGUGUCCGAUCAGUGGACGUGCACACGUGUAAGUGAUUUGUGUAAAUAAAAUUCACCCGUGAGUGUUGUUCGUGGUGUUUGUCAGUACUUAAGUAGUAGCAGCGAACUGUGACCAGUGAAAUUUUUCAAAAAAAUACUGUUUAUUCCGAAGUUUUGUUGUAGAUUGUAAUAAUUUAUUAAUUUAUUUGUUGACUAUUAUUUUAAAUUGGCCGUUCAUUUUUGUUAUAAUUACUUUUAGUGUAUAUGUAUAUUUUGUACUUACGUAGAUUUCGUCCGCUUCGCAAACAAAAGUAUUAUGGGAAAAUGACUGAAUUUUUUAUAACUUUGUGCGUUCUUAUUAUUAAAAACGAUAUAUUUUACCGGUUCUAACAAAAAAAAAAAUAAAUAAAUACUUGAAGGCAAACUAUUGCUACUUUGGUAUAUAGACUAAUAAUAAUAAUAAUAAUAGGUCGUUCAGAGAAAAAUUCCUUGUGCUGAUAGCAUAGACUGAUGUAAAGUUGUAAUUGCACUUAUUUCAACUGUGUCAGUUAAGGCAAGAGAAGUGAAAACAAUAUCGGAUAUAGUACCAAGUACCAAUAACAAAAUUUACCUCCCUAGUUGCAAAAGUGGAGUUUCUGUAUCAGGAUGUGAGCGAUUUUCAAAAAGAUAGUAAAACCUAUUCGAAAUUUUCACUUCCCUAAAAAAAUGAAAUUUCAACAGUGUUGCCGCGUGUACCUAGGUGCUGGUGGGCCUUUAAAAUGUGAACAAAGGUUAUUUUAAUCAAAAGCAUAGGGAAAAAAAUAUUAUUAUAUUUAAUUUUUUUCUACAACAUAUUAAGAUGCGUUUUGUGGGAAUAAAUAUGAACGAUUACUCCUUUUAUUGUUACGAAGAUUUAGCUCUGGGACAUACGAUUUUAAAGCCACAAUUUAGAGAUAACCUGUACAUUUACUCAUAAUGUCUAGACAUUAAUAUAAAAAGUGUGAGUAUUAGUGCUAAUUAUUUUAAUAGCACUCAUCAGUAUAAUGAGUUAAUAAUUGUACGUUUCGAAAAUUUUCAAAACUGAAUUCAGUAAUUAUCAUAAAUUCGACCUAACAUGUACCGUUAAAAACUGCUACUAAAGGUUGUAUGGUAUCUAAAUGUGGUACUAAUUAUUAAAGUGUCAAUAGUGACAGACGAUCUCUAAUACUGUCUACUAUAGUUUGUUCAUUUAUUUGCUCAUAAAUGGAUUUUUUUACCGAAGAUGCCGAAGUAAAAU